Fusarium redolens is the source of this 420-nucleotide messenger RNA. RefSeq lists its product as uncharacterized. The record is from RefSeq and is a predicted model, not a curated record. Lineage: Eukaryota; Fungi; Ascomycota; Sordariomycetes; Hypocreales; Nectriaceae. The transcript has 2 exons. Bases 1 to 420 code for a protein of 139 amino acids.
AUGGAAGAUACCGUACUAUCAGAAUGCAUUAGCUGCGACGAACACUACUCGGUCCGAUCGCAACGUGAUUUUAUCUGGGCCCAAGAGAGACAACCUUCGGUCCAGUUACAUGCCUUUCUCGAACAACCAUCCAGGGACGACCCUUUUUCAACAUGGUCGAUCACGCCGAUUGAUCCUUCCUCCAACCUUACUUUUCGGCACAUCGAAGCACUGUGGCUUCGUCGUAUCACUUCAUGCGUUGCAUAUAUUCGUCGCCGUGUCCUCAUUCUCUUAUUUCAAACAUACGUUCUUGUUGGACCUGCAGCCCAGAUUCAUCAAUGUCAGCCACCGCAAGCUCACGCCGUGGACGCUCAGCUUGAUACGCGCGGCAUAGGAGCGCAGUUCGAAGAGCCCUGGACUCAUAGAUCGUCACUGCAAUAG